CUCUACGACCGGCUGGGCAUCCACCACACCGCCACACACGAAGACGUCAAGCAAUCAUACAGGAAAGCCGCCCUGAAAUGGCACCCCGACAAAAACACCGAUUCGCAGGCCGAAGACAGGUUCAAGGAGUGCUCAGAAGCCUACGAGGUCCUCGCCGAUCCAUCACGGCGCCAGGCAUAUGACCGGCACGGGCUCAGCGCUGCCACCUCGUCAAAUCCCAAU
Lasiosphaeria miniovina is the source of this 222-nucleotide messenger RNA. Its product is annotated as DnaJ domain-containing protein. NCBI's taxonomy places the organism in Eukaryota, Fungi, Ascomycota, Sordariomycetes, Sordariales, Lasiosphaeriaceae. Gene Ontology annotation, molecular function: Hsp70 protein binding. The transcript has 2 exons. The annotation marks the transcript as partial. The record is from RefSeq and is a predicted model, not a curated record.